Molecule: messenger RNA, 975 nt
Organism: Hyaloperonospora brassicae
Lineage: Eukaryota; Oomycota; Peronosporomycetes; Peronosporales; Peronosporaceae
Source: the annotation of a GenBank genome assembly
AUGUUUCAUCAGCCACGACAGAUGGAAACAGAAUUCCACGGCUACUCGGUGGAAUUCAGUCCCUUUGUGGACAACUUGAUAGCCAUUGGCACUGCGCAGUACUUUGGAAUCGUCGGCAAUGGGCGUCAACUUGUAGCUGAACUGCUGCCGACGGGAAGGCUCUGUCCGAUACGGGCGUUCGACACACCGCAGGGUGUGUACGACUGCGCGUGGAGUGAGAACCACGGACAGCAACUCGUGAGCUCCUGUGCUGACGGGUCGGUAAAGCUCUGGCACUUGCAAACGCGCGAUCCGUUUCCGAUCCAGAACUACCACGAGCACAAGCAAGAGGUGUGUGGCGUGAAUUGGAACGUGCUUGCAAAAGACUCGUUCGCGUCGGCAUCGUGGGACGGCAGCGUCAAGGUCUGGAGACCGGACGUACCGCAUUCAGUGCGCACCCUUGCCGAGCACACUCGUGCCGUAUACAAUGCAGUGUGGAACACGCAGGAUAACUCGCUCGUCGCUUCGUGUUCGGGGGAUGGUGCCGUGAAGAUCUGGGACCUCAACUGUGAACGGUCCGUCACGACGGUCACUGGACCACAGAGCACUGAGGUGCUCGCUCUUGACUGGAACAAGUACAACCAGUUUGAACUCGUGGCUGGAUCGGCCAAUGGCUCCAUUGUCGUCUAUGACAUUCGACACUCAGCUCGUGAAGUGCGUGUGCUCACAGGACAUAACUACGCGGUAAAGAAGAUCAAGUGCUCGCCAUAUGAUCGAGACGUGAUUGCGUCAGUGUCGUACGACAUGUCUGUUGGAAUCUGGAAUACGAGGUCUCCGUACCCGAGACUCCAGAACGCGCAGCACCACAGCGAAUUCGUGUGCGGGUUUGACUUUAGCCUCUUUGUUGACGGCCUCGUGGCUUCCUGUUCGUGGGACCGACAGGUGUUUGUAUGGAACUACUUUGGUGGACCACCACGGCGCCUCCUACUGCCUUGA